UUUGCACUCUUUAGCAGUGGUGCUACCUGACGGGCCGGGUGCGUAUGUUCCGCAAGAGGUACAGGCAAAUCCAAAAACCAAGAAACGAUGGCUUCAUCUCUUUCCCGAGUCCUUCCUCUCUCUAGGGUUUCGCCUCAUCGCUUCCCUUCUCUCUGCCCCUCCUCCUCCUCCUUCGCCAGACCUCGCGCCUUCAGUCUCUCCGCUUCCUCUCUCUCCUCCGCUGCUCACAUGUCCAGUCCCUCACCACCCGCGCGCCACGACCACCUGCCGUCCCCGAGCGAUUACACCCGCGAUGCCGAUCGCUGGAGGCCAAUGUGCUUGUACCACACCCAGGGCAAGUGCACCAUGACGGAUGAUCCUCUCCACCUUGAGAAGUUUAAUCACCAUGCCGCCAGAGAUCUUCAAGUUAGUGCUGCCAACCUUGAACAUGUGUGCCCUCAAGACCUAGAUCAUUUUUUGGUGCUUGAUUUGGAAGGGAAAGUCGAGAUUCUGGAAUUUCCAGUCUUGAUAAUUGAUGCUAAAUCACUGAGUGUCAUAGCUUUGUUUCACAGGUUUGUAAGGCCAUCACAGAUGUCCGAGACUAGAGUGAACGAGUAUGUCAAAGGAAAAUAUGGAAAAUUUGGGGUUGAUCGUGUCUGGCAUGAUACAGCAAUACCAUUCGAAGAAGUCAUUGCCGAAUUUGAAACUUGGUUGGCUCAACAUCAUCUUUGGGCUAAGGAGCAAGGAGGCAAGCUUAAUCGUGCAGCAUUUGUAACUUGCGGAAAUUGGGAUUUGAAAACUAAGGUCCCUCAGCAAUGCAAAGUCUCGAGGAUAAAACUUCCUGGAUAUUUCAUGGAAUGGAUCAAUCUGAAGGAUGUGUAUCUAAAUUUCUACCACAGAGAGGCCAGAGGAAUGAUGGCAAUGAUGAAGCAACUAGAUAUAUCAGUCUUGGGAAGUCACCAUCUAGGAAUGGAUGAUACCAAGAACAUUGCGAGCGUGUUGCAACGCAUGCUUGUCAAUGGUGCCGUUAUGAGGAUCACUGCAUGGAGGACCCCGAAGUCUCCUGAUAAAGUUCAAUUUGCAUACCAAAAUCGUAUAUAGUUGUCCUUUUGAAUAAGUAAUUUGUGUGUAUUAUGGAGGGCGUUCCGGCUUUUAUUGGGCAAAAGGUUUAGCU
Rhodamnia argentea is the source of this 1153-nucleotide messenger RNA. RefSeq lists its product as uncharacterized. Gene Ontology annotation, molecular function: nucleic acid binding; 3'-5'-RNA exonuclease activity. The record is from RefSeq and is a predicted model, not a curated record. NCBI's taxonomy places the organism in Eukaryota, Viridiplantae, Streptophyta, Magnoliopsida, Myrtales, Myrtaceae. Gene Ontology annotation, biological process: exonucleolytic trimming to generate mature 3'-end of 5.8S rRNA from tricistronic rRNA transcript (SSU-rRNA, 5.8S rRNA, LSU-rRNA). Bases 88 to 1080 code for a protein of 330 amino acids. The transcript is spliced from 6 exons.